AUGGGGCCCGCGGAAAUGAUGAAUGUCCUGAGUACCCUCACACAGCAAGUGACCCUCCUGUCCCAAACCGUAAGUGAAUUGCAGCGUGAUUUUGCUGAGUUAAAGGGGAACACACACCAUGCUCCUGAACCUGAUAUUGCAUUACCUGACCAGUUCACUGGUAAAAAGACUGAACUGCAAUCAUUUAUCACAGCCUGUGAACUGCUCUUCACUUUAAAACCACGCACAUACCCCAAUGAUUAUGUGAAGGUUUGCACUACUAUUACCCUGCUGUCGGGUAAACCCCCAACACCAACUCCUGCACUCAAACAGUCCAAUACUGGACUCGUGGGACUCCUUUGCUGCAGCAAUGCGUACAUUAUACAAUGACACCCUGAGAUCCUCUGCUGCACGCACUGCCCUCCAUUCCCUACGGCAAGGAAGAAGACAAGUGGAGGAUUAUACUACAGAUUUCCAGGAGCUAGCUGCUGACACCGGUUAUAAUGAGACUGGUCUAAUAAAGCAAUACAGAUUCGGUCUGUCUGAGGCAUUAAAAGAUGAACUAGCCAGAGUUGGGGUACCCACUUCAUUGGAAGAACCGUUUCUUCUGGUCACCCAGCUAGAUCGCCGGUUCAGAGAAAGAAAGCAGCAGCCAUUUGAAACCAGCUUUUUGCCCCAUCAAUGUUCCAAACCUGCUGGUGAGACCUAUACCCCUAUCCCCACCAUGGACAUAGAGGAACCCAUGCAAAUUGGAACACUGAAUACCAUGCUCACAGUAAAUGAAAAAGCCAGAAGGAGAGCCAAAGGCCUUUGCUUCUAUUAUGGCCACUACAUCAGCUAUUGCCUGAUACGCCCUCCUCACCCUAAUCAUAGCCAUGUGGGGGCUCUGUGUCACAAUCCAGCAAGUCGUCCAUGGCCCCUUUAUUGUUCAACUCUGCAUGCUCCUGGACCGAAAAGACCACCUAACCAGACCAAUGGCACCAUCAUGGUCCCAGCUGACCCUGCUCCUGUUCCAGAGCCUCAAAAGGAGGCUACCUUCCAAUCCUCAGCUUCUGUCUCCCCUAAAGUUUCCUGCUCCAACACAGAGGAUCUGUCCCCAGACUGUGUAAUUGCCUCCAAUGGAACCGUGGUCUGCAGGCAAGAUCUAAAGGUCUUUGAACAGGCUCUUAAGGCCAGAUCUGCAUCCAUUUCUCGCCUCCUUGCCUCCACUGCCUUCUCAAAGAAUAACAACCUGCAAAAUGUUCCUCUCAGAUUCUGA
This is a messenger RNA of Pelobates cultripes (western spadefoot toad), 1237 nucleotides long. The record is from the annotation of a GenBank genome assembly. NCBI's taxonomy places the organism in Eukaryota, Metazoa, Chordata, Amphibia, Anura, Pelobatidae.